Anolis sagrei ordinatus is the source of this 3327-nucleotide messenger RNA. It is a transcript of the gene WSCD2, whose product is annotated as WSC domain containing 2. The record is from RefSeq and is a predicted model, not a curated record. Lineage: Eukaryota; Metazoa; Chordata; Lepidosauria; Squamata; Anolidae.
AUCCUUUCGCCAGCCUUGCUGCCAAGGCAGCCGGGAAGAGAUGCACCGAUGGAAACUCUUUGGACGAGGCCCAAGCUUGCCAAGGCCAGGCUGACUCUCCUCGCUCUGAUGCUGCAGAGCUGAAUGGCGGCUUGUCGAACAAAGUUUCCAGUCAUCUCCCCCUUGCUUCAAGGUCCCUCGAUACCUUUCCAUUCUCUGGUGGAGAAAAAGAAAGACAGCGACCUGGCCUUUUCCAUUUCAUUCAGGAUCAGCCUGCAAGGAAAGCUGCGGCGUCCAAUCAGCUUUCAAGCAGCUUUUGAAACUCCUCAUCUUUUUGAACAUGAUCCUUCCAUCCACGGCAUCUCCCUUGCAGGGGAUAUUAAGAGGAGACAAAAGGAAAUGGCCUCUGACUAAGAUGGUUUGAGACAGGACCGCCUCUUCUCAGAGCCAAAGAAGAGGAUGUGCCUUCUUUUUUUGACAUCUCAGCCUUUGAGACCAACUGUGGAACCGUGAGGCAUUUCUUGUGGUCUAUUUGGCCCGUGGGACUCUGCGACAACACUUGCAUUUUGUCUUUGGGAGGAAUCAACUGCUUGUUCCUUCGCCGCCUUGGAAAUUGAUGCCCGGGUGGGAUUUAACCCCUUUGGGCACUGCGGGUUUGCGCUCUCCUCCCCAAACGGAAUGCCACUGGCAUGGCCAAGCUCUUGCUGAGAUUCCAACGGUAUUUUCGGCGGAAACCCAUCCGCUUCUUUAUGCUGAUUGCCCUGUACUUGACAGCAGGAAGCCUGGUGUUCCUUCAUGCCAGCUUCACUGGACAGACCCGGGUGCCUGAGCAUGAGCCCAGCCCCAACAGCCGUGCUGGGGUUGGGACGGAGGCCAAGUAUCCGGGGACGGCCCAACUGGGUGGGGAAUUCAGAAAUGCCCCAGAAACGUUGACCACGGCCCGCAGGUAUGGCACGUGGUUCAAGAGUCCAUCCAAGGAGUUGCCUGGGCGGAGCAAAGUCGGCGACUAUGGCGGGACAUGGAGUCGAGCCCUCAAGGGAAGGAACGUGCGUGAGAAGGAGGAAGACCGAGGUAACAAUUCAUCUGAGUGGGCAAAAUACAUCGGCUGUUAUGUGGACAACACCCACCGGAGAGCCCUGCGUGGCGUGUCUUUCUUUGACUACAAAAAAAUGACAUUGUUCCGUUGCCAGGACAACUGUGCUGAACGGGGUUACCUCUAUGCAGGGCUGGAGUUUGGGGCCGAGUGUUACUGUGGGCACAAGAUCCAAGCCGCCAACGUCAGCAACUCUGAGUGCAACAUGGAGUGUAAGGGGGAGAAGAGCAACAUCUGCGGCGGGAUCAACCGGCUGUCCAUCUACCGCCUUGAAUUGGCCCAGGAGUCCGCAAGGAGGUAUGGCAGUGCCAUCUUCCGCGGUUGCUUCCGCCGCCCGGAGAAUGUGUCACUAGCUUUGCCCGCCAGCCGAUUGAUGAAAAACAUGUCGGUGGACCGCUGCGUGGACUUCUGCACCAGCAAGGAGUUCCCCUUGGCAGCCCUGGCCGGUGAGUCCUGCCACUGUGGUUUCCCCACCACCCUCUUCACUUUGCACGAGCGGGAAGAUGAGCAGCUCUGUGCCCAGAAAUGCAGUGGUGAGGAGUUUGAAAGCUGUGGCACUGCCAAGUAUUUCAUCAUGUACCAGACACAGGUGCAAGACAACCGCUGCAUGGACCGCCGUUUUUUAACAUCUCGGGCCAAGCAGUUCAUCGCCUUGGCGAGCUUCCCAGGCGCAGGCAACACCUGGGCCCGGCACCUCAUUGAACUCGCUACAGGCUACUACACCGGCAGCUACUACUUUGACGGUUCUCUCUAUAACAAAGGGUUCAAAGGCGAGCGGGACCACUGGCGCAGCGGGCGGACAAUCUGCAUCAAAACCCACGAGAGUGGGCAAAAGGAGAUCGAGGCCUUUGACGCAGCCAUCUUGCUGAUCCGCAACCCAUACAAGGCCCUCAUGGCGGAAUUCAACCGGAAAUAUGGCGGCCACAUUGGCUUUGCGUCCCACGCCCACUGGAAAGGGAAAGAAUGGCCGGAAUUUGUCAGGAACUACGCCCCCUGGUGGGCCACCCACACUCUGGAUUGGUUGAAGUACGGCAAGCGGGUCCUCGUGGUCCACUUUGAGGACUUGAAACACGACCUCUUCAUCCAGCUCAAGCGCAUGGUGGGCCUCUUGGGCAUUGCCGUCUUGGAGGACCGGCUCUUGUGUGUGGAGGGCCAGAAGGAUGGCAACUUCAAGCGCUCCGGCUUGCGGAAGCUGGAGUAUGACCCCUACACACCAGAGAUGAAGAAGACCAUCAAUGGCUACAUCAAAACCGUGGAUACAGCCUUGAAAUUUCGGAACCUGACGGGUGUCCCAGAGGACUAUUACCCGAGAUGAUGGCCGUGGGCAAUGGGGAGGUGGUUUGGGGCUGGGAGGCCCGGACUCUCCCCUGGAAAGGUGCCCUGGGUUUCCUGAGCUGGGAACAAUUUCCACCCAGUGGGUGGUUCUGCUCUUGGCGCUCAUUCCACUGCUGAUGAAUUCCCUUGCAUGAGCAAAUGUGCUGUCACCCACCCUUGGCAAAGCUGCCUGCACCACCGUUAUGUUUGCUGGGCACUGUUGUGCACCAACUUCAGCCUUGGACUCCAUGGCACCUCAAAACCUUUCCUUCCCCUGGAACCCCCGUAACGCUGGUCGCUUCCAUUCUUUUCUAGCUGGUUGCAACCCUAUGAUGCUUUUGGGGCCCCGAUAACCCUGGAAGAAAAAUCAGGUCAGGGUGGUGUAUGGCCUUUGUUCAUUGUUUUUUUCAGGAAUGUCUCCCUGGCAUGUGGGGGGUGCUCUGCUGCUGGACACUUGGGACCAGAAACACAACAAUGCUUGGGGACCCAAGUGGGCCUUACCACGGAGUACAACGGUUGGUAGAAUCCCGAGGGAUGUGCCACCGCAGAGUGUGGACCAGUUAUUUUGCGGGCAGUUCAGCUCCCAGAAUCUCCCAACCAACAUGCUGGUUGGGGGAAAUUCAAGCGUAUCUGCUGCCUAACGUCACUGGCCUCUGAUCUCUGUUCAUUUUAUUCUUCUAUCCAGGGAGUUGUGCUGUUGUUGUUGUUGUUGUUGUUUGAAAGGUGUGGGAUUCAAAAUGGCUACCUCCUCCAGCUGCUGCAGUGGGCCAUGCUUUGCCCACUCCGGCAUUCGGCAGUUGAACGGCUGCAGAGGGGCAGUUGGGGUCGACCUUGCAGCCCACAUCUCCUUGGUAUUUUUCAGCCUGCAAACCGGGCAAAGGGAGAUGCUCCUCCUUGCAUUUGGUUGUGCAUGCCACCACCCCGGAGACUCUCUGCUGACG